CGCCGGGGCUUCACAUCCCGCAUUCCGCAAGCGCAUAUCGCGCCCUUACCGCCCUGCCCGUGCAUGGAGGCUUCACCUCGCUCUCUGCACAUGCGCUACCCGCCCUGGGCCACUCAGCGCUGCCCACGCCGCUCCUGUGGGCCUCCCGCCUUCCUAACUGCGCAUGCGUACGACGCCCCCUCGCGGUGGCGCAACAGGGAGGGCGCCGCUCCCUCGCUGGGGAGACUGUGGGUUCGAGACCCGCUGCGGCCAGUCGGGGGUCGCACUGACCCCCUGUCAUGUCCCCGUGUCGCCCCCCUCAAUGUUUCACCUCGGGUGUCACCCCCCCGAGAGGCUGAAGGCUUCUCCCCCUGCCAGGCACCCACCCUGCAGACCAAGGUGUUCCAGUACCGGCUCUGGGAUGUGAACCAGAAGUCGCUGUACCUGCGGGAUGACCAACUGCUGGCCGGGCACCUGCAAGGGGCCAACGCCGCCCUGGAAGAGAAGGUGUUCUGGGUGCCCAAUCGUGCCUUCGAGCCCACCCGGCUCCCCGUCAUCCUGGGCAUCCGCAACGGCACCCGCUGCCUCGCCAGCCCCCCCAAAAACAGCACCACCCCGGCACUGCAGCUGCAGGCCGUGGACAUCCGGGAGCUGCCCCACACCGGGGAGGCCUCGGCCGCCUUCACCUUCUUCCGCUCCUACAAGGACGGGCUGUGGCGCUUCGAGUCCGCUGCCAACCCCGGCUGGUUCCUCUGCACCUCUGCCCGGGGCCACCAGCCCCUGGCGCUGUCCCGCAGCCAUGAUGCCACCCACCUGCUCGACUUCUACUUCCAGCUCUGCUGAGCCCCCCUGGCACAGCCAUGGGGACACUCCCAACUGGGAACAGGGACGUCCUCAGCCUGGGGACAGUGGCACCUCCCCCAGGAUAGUGCCAGCCCCUUGGGGAGGGUGACAUCCCCACCCAGGUUGGUGACAUCCUCACCGAGGAUGGUGCCAGCCCCCUGGCGAAGGUGACAUUCCACUGGGGAAAGUGACAUCCUCACUCCAGGGUAGGUGCCAUCCCCCCCGGAUGGUGCCAUCCCCUUCGGAAGGGUGGCAUCCUCCCCAGGAGAGUGGCAUCCUCGCCUGGGCAUGGUGCCAGCCCCAUGGGGACGGUGACAUCCUCACCCCCGGGCUGGUGCCACCACGCUCCACCACCUCCGACAGUGCCAUCCCCGCGGGGACAGCGCCGUCC
This is a messenger RNA of Lepidothrix coronata (blue-crowned manakin), 1213 nucleotides long. Its product is annotated as interleukin-36 receptor antagonist protein-like. NCBI's taxonomy places the organism in Eukaryota, Metazoa, Chordata, Aves, Passeriformes, Pipridae. The record is from RefSeq and is a predicted model, not a curated record. Gene Ontology annotation, molecular function: cytokine activity; interleukin-1 receptor binding. The transcript has 5 exons. Gene Ontology annotation, biological process: positive regulation of gene expression; cellular response to lipopolysaccharide; inflammatory response to antigenic stimulus. Bases 64 to 822 code for a protein of 252 amino acids.